CGAGGAAAAAGCAAGAUGGCGUUUGUUACUGUGGUCAUUACUGUUUUGGGUUCUUAAUCCACGCGUACACGUCCACAUGUAUGCACACACAACAGCGUAAGCGUCGUUCGUAUUUGUUUAGCUUGAGACACGGAAGUGAUCAACACGUCGCUAAGCGAAAAUGUGCGAAACAACGAUAACAGAGUAUGAGGAGGAACUUUCUGGAACAAAAGAGGAGAAGGAGCCACAACGUCAACUACUGAAAGCUGUUUUCAAGAAGCAUCAAGUUGUGUCACACAGACAAGACGUCAGUGAAGAACAUCUUUCCACUAAGAGGCAGGAGUGGAGCUCCAUAGUGGACCAGGAGGAGCCACAGCCCCCCUACAUUAAAGAGGAAGAAGAGGAACCAGAGCCACCCCACAGUAAACAGAAAGUAGAGGAGCCACAGCCCUCUUACAUUAAAGAAGAAGAGGAGAAUUACAGCAUCAAUCAGGAGGGAGAGCAUCUUGAAGGGUUGGAGGAGUUCCCAGUGAUUUGUGUUAUUGUGAAAAGUGAGGAUGAUGAAGACGGAGGUGAAAGUGAGAAGAGAGAGGUGGAGCCUCCAAGCAGCAGCUCAACUCAACACAUGACAACAGAAGCUGAUGGAGACCACUGUGGAGGAUCACAAGCAGACAACCUCUUAGCUCCACUAUCAGAUAGUGACGACACAACGUCACACUCUCCUGACACUGAUGAUGAAGACUCUAAAGCUGAUAUGACAUGUCACACUGACAACACACACUUGAAAUGCUCUCACUGUGACAAAACCUUUAAUUACCGUAGUAGUCUGAAAAGACACAUGCAAAGUCACACAGGAGAGAAACCAUUCAUAUGCUCAAUUUGUGAUAAAAGUUUUUCCCUGAAGGCAAAUUUGAAAUCACACACAAGAAUACACACUGGAGAGAAACCUUUUUGCUGUUCAGUGUGCAGCAUAGGUUUUGCACGCAAUCAGGAUUUGAAAAUGCACAUGAGAACACACACUGGGGAUAAACCUUUUACCUGUUCAGUGUGUGGUGUAGGAUUUAUACGAAAUCAAGAUUUGAAAAUACACGUGAGAACACACACUGGGGAAAAACCUUUUACCUGUUCUAUCUGUAGUAAAAAAUUCUCUCAGAAAGUAAGUUUGACAGCACACACAAGAAAACACACUGGAGAGACACCUUUUUCCUGUUCAGUGUGUGGUAUAUACUUUAGAGGAAAUCAAGAUUUGAAACGACACAUGAGAAGUCACACAGGAGAGAAACCAUUCAUGUGCUCAGUAUGUGAUAAAAGGUUCUCCUUAAAGGCAAAUUUUAAAUCACACGCAAGAAUACACACUGGAGAAAAACCCUUUUCCUGUUCAGUGUGUGGUAUAGGUUUCGCUCAAAGUCAAGAUGUGAAAAUACACAUGAGAACACACACUGGGGAGAAACCUUUUACCUGUUUAGUGUGCGGUAUAGGUUUUGCACGAAAUCAAGAUUUGAAAGUGCACUUGAGAACGCACACUGGUGAAAAACCAUAUUCCUGUUCAGUCUGCAACAAAAGUUUUGGUGUCCAAACGCACCUUGUAACACACAUGAGAACGCACACUGGAGAGAAACCUUACUCCUGUUCGGGCUGCAAAAAAAGCUUUUGUCAACGAGCAACACUUGUAGCACACAUGAGAAUACACACUGGUGAGAAAGUGUUUAGUUGCAGUGUGUGUGGUGAAAGAUUCUCUUAUAAGUACCAGCUUAACAAUCACAAGUGUGCUGGUGAGAACAGCAGCAGUAAAUGAAGCUGCAGGACUUGAAAUAAACUGUCAAGACUUUUGCAAAUUGAUGAUUGUUGAUCACUUGAGUGGCAGCUGGUUGUAGUUGUGUUCAUAACAGUCCCAUUUUGUGCUUUUCAUGCUUCCCUUUUCUUUUUGUGUGUUUUUACUUGUUGGUUUCAACCCCUACGGAAUUGCCCAAUGAGAUAUUUUACCACGAUGCCCUUUGAUAUUACUAGUAUUAGUUAUAGUUGUGGACAAACAUACAUAUGUACUUCUGCUAAUAUAAACAUUUGGUUUGGUUUGGUUUAGUUUAUUUGAACAUGAAGGUUACAAUGGAAUACAUCUCAUGAAUCAUUUUUUUUUUUCACAGUUCUACAUGACCAAAAGGAGUAGGAAGAAGCAAAGCUUAUUUAAUCCUACCCCCCUUCCAAUCUACAUCUUGUACAGUACAUGUUGUUCACUUCCUGCAUUCCAUGUCAUGUUUUCAGUGAUAGUCAGGAUAAUACAUAAUAGAUAACGGUAAGAUAGCCCUCCCCCCAAAAAAAGAAAAAGAAAAUUUUAUAUAUAUAUACAUUAAUAAUAAUAAUAAUGAUGACAAUACUAAAUAAAUAAAUAAAAAAGAACAAAGCUUUUUUCUUUUUUUUUAAACAAAACAAAGAAGAAUAAUUAAAAAAAUAAAAAAAUAAAAAAUUAAUAAAAUAAAAUAACAAACCUGACAGAACAAUCAGGACUCUUCUGCCUUGUAUUUAGCAAACAUCAACUGCUUGUAUUGUUUUUUGAAUUUGCUCAUCUCUGUACAUUGUUUGAGUUCUUUACUCAAUCCAUUCCAUAAUUUAAUUCCACACACGGAAAUGCUGUGGGUUUUCAGCGUAGUUCUCGCAUACAAAUGUUUAAGGUUUAAUUUUCCUCUAAGAUCAUAUUUCUCCUCUCUGAUUGAGAAAUACUUUAUUAGGUUUAUACUUUAUUUGUAUUACACAAGUUUGCUGGAGGAAGCAACUACUAUAUUAUGGUUAAUCGAGGGAAAGGCUUCUUGAGACGUCAUCUGUACUUCUGUGAAGAAGGUGUUGGACGUUUUGCUCCUCAUCCGAAGAGCUUUGUCAGCGAACUAACAAGUGCUGGUAGCCUAGGCCUUAAAUACAGUAAGAGUGGGCGGAAUUGGUGUGCCAACACCCUCCUCCUAUUGGUUCCUUACACUAAGACUGGGAGAGUUGUGGUCUAAUCCUCUCCUGCCAUUAGCACCUCCGAUCAAAGGGAAGUGUAGCUCCCUGUCCAAAUUAAACAGGGUCCAAAUUACACCUUAAACCACCAUUCCGAUUCAUUGAUGGGUUCUGUUGUUGAAUGAAUGAACACAGAACCCAUCAUUGAAUCGGAAUGGUGGUUUGAGGUUUAAUUUGGACCCUGUGUUCAGCAGGUUACUGAGACCAAAACCCACAGCUCUUAGUCAUGCAAAUGAGGUGGAGCCAGGGCCGAGCCAGAACAAUAGAUGCUAACGAGCCAGUAUCAGAGUCGUUUAUACCCAACUACAGGGAGCUACACUUCCCUUUGAUUGGAGGUGCUAAUGGCAGGAGAGGAUUAGACCACAACUGGAGGAGCGAAACGUCCGACACCUUCUUCACAGAAGUACAGAUGACGUCUCAAGAAACCUUUCCCUCGAUGGACAACUCCUGUACGACUGAGAGCCUACACAGACGUAUAUUAUGGUUAACUGUUCAAGGGGGCCUUCCAUUCCGCCUUCAAGACAAAUGUCAUUCCCAUUUGGAAGGACUCAGACAAAACUUAUUCCCAGAUAAAGUUUGUACGAGUAUGCCGCUGUUCCGCUCCCUGGCAGGGCACUUGUAUCAGACUGCUGCGUGUUUGUGUCAGCCGUCUCCUUCUGCAAAUAAAUGUGAC
Messenger RNA from Dunckerocampus dactyliophorus (ringed pipefish), 3640 nucleotides. RefSeq names its product zinc finger protein OZF-like. The transcript is spliced from 2 exons. The record is from RefSeq and is a predicted model, not a curated record. Gene Ontology annotation, biological process: regulation of DNA-templated transcription. Lineage: Eukaryota; Metazoa; Chordata; Actinopteri; Syngnathiformes; Syngnathidae. The coding region runs from base 161 to 1774 and encodes 537 amino acids. Gene Ontology annotation, molecular function: DNA-binding transcription factor activity, RNA polymerase II-specific; RNA polymerase II cis-regulatory region sequence-specific DNA binding.